UAAUUAAAAGUAUUUAAAAACCUUGAAUGGUGAAUUCUCCCGAACACUAGAUUAUUAGGUCAAUGUUCAUGUUGGUGUCGAGUUUCAAAACGUUUAAAAAUAAAAGUAUAGCAGAAUGGCGUCUGAUUUUACAGAAGACCAGUUAGAAGAAAUACAGAAUAUCUUUAAACAUUUUAACAAAAACAAAGAUGGAAAGUUAUCUUCAAUUGAUCUUGGUUUACUCAUGAGGGCCUUUAACCAGAGUCCAACUGAAGCUGAACUACAGGACAUAAUCAAAGAGAUAGAUCAGAGGGGAAAUGAGGGGAUAGAUUAUGAAGAAUUCUUGGAACUGAUGUCUGAUGCUAUGAGGCAACCAUGUACUGAUGACGAUUAUAGAGAAGUGUUCAAUGUGUACGAUAAGGAUGGUAACGGCAUCAUUGCAUCUGAUGAGUUCAGAGCAGCUAUGAAUUCAAUGGGAGAAAAUUUGUCCAAGGAAGAGGCAGAAGAAAUGAUAAUGGAAGCUGAUUCUGAUGGAGACGGACAAAUAGACCUAGCAGAAUUUAUCAAGAUGAUGAGAGAAAAAUAGGCAGACUUAUUUAAGAAAUAAAAUACACUACGUUGAUGACAUGUUAACUUGAAAGUUGUAUGAUAUAUCGUCUAUUUAAUAUGAACGUAGACUUUAUAGUCAUUAUAAAAAUAAAAUAAUAUGUAUAAAUUUA
Messenger RNA from Mytilus trossulus (common blue mussel), 698 nucleotides. RefSeq names its product calmodulin-like. The record is from RefSeq and is a predicted model, not a curated record. NCBI's taxonomy places the organism in Eukaryota, Metazoa, Mollusca, Bivalvia, Mytilida, Mytilidae. Gene Ontology annotation, cellular component: myosin II complex. The coding region runs from base 116 to 565 and encodes 149 amino acids. Gene Ontology annotation, molecular function: calcium ion binding. The transcript is spliced from 5 exons.